UACCUGCAGCAGCUUCACUGUUCACGGUGUCCACGACCGGUUUUCCUCAUUUGCGGGAUCUCCCAGAGUCGGACGCGUGUAGCCGGUUUGGGUCGCGGUCUCACGGCCAUGGCCUCCGUGGUGUGUCGGGUCCAGUAUCUGGAGGACUCGGAUCCGUUUAUCUGCACUAACUUCCCCGAACCCCGAAGACCUCCGACGGUGAACGUGGAGCAGGACCUGCCGCUCAGCGAGCACAUCGCCGGGAUUCACAAGCUGCUGGAGGCGCCUCUGAAGUUGGAGGAGUGCACCCUUCAGUUGUCUCCCCAUGGAAACUAUCUGGACCUGGACUCGUCUCUGUCCGAGCAGAGAGACGAGCUGGAGAGCUUCUAUGAAGACGUGAUGAAAGGAAAGAAGCCCAUCCUGAUCCUAAGGACUCAGCUCUCUGUUCGUGUCCACUCCAUUCUGGAGAAGCUGUAUAACUCUAAGGGUCCAGAUCUCCGCCGGUCCCUGUUCUCCCUCAAACAGCUCUUCCAGGAUGAUAAAGACCUGGUCCCAGAGUUCGUGGCCUCUGAAGGUUUGAGUUGUUUAAUUCAAGUUGGAGCGGAGGCCGACCACAACUACCAGAACUACAUCCUGAGAGCUCUCAGUCAGAUCAUGCUGUUUGUGGACGGGAUGAAUGGAGUGAUAAACCACAACGAGACGGUCCAGUGGCUCUAUACCCUGACAGGAAGUCUGUCUCGUCUGCUGGUGAAAACGUCUCUGAAGCUGCUCAUCGUGUUCGUGGAAUAUUCAGAGUCCAACAGUCCUCGACUCAUCAACGCCGUCAACACGGUGGACGGAAGGAGAGGUGUGAAUCCAUGGAGUUACCUGAUGGAGGUGCUGGAGGAGAGGAACGGCUCCGACACAGAGCUCAUGAUGUUCACCAUGACGCUCAUCAACAAGACUCUAGCGGUGCUUCCUGACCAGGACUCGUUCUACGAUGUGACAGACAGUCUGGAGCAGUUGGGGAUGGAGCCCAUCAUCCACAAACACAUGAGCAACAAGGGGACCGAGCCGGACCUCCGGGCUCAGUUCACCACGUACGAGGCUGCUCUGACGUAUGAGGACGGGGAGAUGGACGACUCCUCCCUUCACCUCCGUAAGGAGAGAAGAAAGAUGGCCGCCGGCGAGCAGGAGGGACGGAGGAGCCGCCGCUUGUCCAGCCACAACCUGCCGGACCUCCUGUCCUCCUCCGCGGGCUCCUCGCCCUCCGCCUCCCCCACUCCCCCCGCCUUCGUCUCCCCCUCCAUCCCCACGGCGGGGUUGGGCAGCAGGGCCUCGUCCCCUCUGACCUCUGACCCCGGCAGCCCCGUCUACAGUCCGUCCGGAUCCCAGAGAGGGUCUCCGCUGCCCCCCCACUCGCCCCCCAACGGCACCGGGACCGCAGAACCAGAUGCAAAGUCCCCGUCGGCGAGUCGCUCUUUCCUUAGCCACCACAUGUCAGCUCUGGGUCUGAACAGAAGGUCCAGGCUCUUCUCCAAAACCAGCUCCAUCUGUGAGGAGCCUCCAGCCUCCUGCAGCUCGUCUUCUGAUCUGUCUCACCAGGAGCCGCUCAGCAACAAGAUGGAGACAAAACCCUCUUUCAACUCUGAUGAAGCUGACCUACUCUUCUGCUCAGAUGAUUGUAAUGUUAAUCCAGACAAGCCGGUUCUAAGGAGGUUUCAAGACACCUUCCUGCGCAGCCUGGCGGCCACACAGGGUGACGUGAGGAGGAGGAGUAACCACCUCAGCCAGUCCCGGCUGUCUUCGUCUGAUGACAUCAUAACCCCGAGCCUGCAGCCUGCAGAGGAAGAACGGCCUUGUCAGAUCUCCACCUCCAGACAGUCAAACUCCCAGAAUGACACAGGAUGUCCGUCAGACUUCCUGUCACCACUUGUGUCUGCAGCGCCGCAUCAGAGCAGUACUCUGUCCACGGACAAGAACUUUCUGUUGGACAUGUUGUACUCCAAGACCUCCAGCUCUGCCCCUCUGAGCCCGACCGCCGCUGCUGCUGCCGACACCAACGAGGAAGAAGCCCACUUCCUGUCCGGUGGUCGUGUGUUGGAGCGCCUGUCCAGCUUCCGAGCGCGCUCAGUCGAGCCGUGCAGCCCAGACGAGAGCAGAGCCUCCCGCAGGGCGGAGCUAGAGGGGCUGGAAGGCUCCGCCCAGGUGGCACUGGCCCGCCUCGCUGAAGAACAUCAGACCCGUCACCUCCGUCAGCAGAGCAGCGUGGACGUGGAGAGCCACGCUCGCCGUCUGGAGAUGACCCCGAUGACCCCCAUCGGUCCCGGGGGCCCCGCCGACGCCUGGAACCAGCUGCAGCCGAGUGCAGACGCUCUGCGCAUCAAAGACCUGGAUUUCUCCGACCUGCUAGACGAGGAGGACAUUGAUGUCCUGGACAUGGACUCCUUCGACUCCUCCUCCUCUUCCUCCUGCUUCUCUGGCAUCCCACACCCUCCUCCUCUUCCUGCCCCGGGCCUAGGUGUUCCUCCUCUUCCUCCCCUGGGCCAGGGUGUUCCUCUUCCUCCUCCUCUACCAGGGGGUCUUGCCCCUCCUCCUCCUCCUCCUCCUCCUCCUCCCCCCGGUGCUCCUCCCCCCCCCCCACACUCCUCGGCGGCGUCCUCUCGGAAGAAGAAAACGGUGAAGUUGUUCUGGAGGGAGCUGAAGCAGGCCGACGAGCCCCUCAGGUGUCGGUUCGGUCGGGGGACGGUGUGGGCGUCGCUGGACAAAGUGUCCGUGGACACGACCCGCCUUGAGCACCUGUUUGAGUCCAAAGCCAAGGAACUGCCGGUCGCCAAGAAAGGACCUGAGACAAAGAGGUCUGUCAUUCUGGUUCUGGACUCGAAGAGGAGCAACGCCAUCAACAUCGGUAUGACUGUCCUGCCGGCCGUCCACGUCAUCAAGACCGCCAUCCUCAACUUCGACGAGUUUGCCAUCAGCAAGGAGGGGAUAGAGAAGAUCCUGACCAUGACCCCCACAGAGGAGGAGAAGCAGAAGAUCCAGGACGCUCAGCUGGCCAAUCCUGAUGUCCCUCUGGGGUCGGCGGAGCAGUUCCUGCUCAGCCUGGCCUCCAUCAGCGCCCUGACCCCCCGGCUGCAGCUAUGGGCCUUCAAACUCAACUAUGAGGCUCUGGAGAAGGAGAUCGCUGAGCCUCUGUUUGACCUGAAGCUGGGUAUGGAGCAGCUGUCCUCCAACCAGACCUUCAGGAGGAUCCUGGCCACGCUGCUCGCCAUCGGGAACUUCCUCAACAGCUCCAACGCGAAAGGCUUUGAGCUGGGCUACCUGGAGAAGGUGGUGGAGGUGAAGGACACGGUCCACCGUCAGUCUCUGCUGCACCACACCUGCAGCCUGCUCCUGGAGAAUUACCCAGAAUCCUCUGACGUCUACUCGCAGGUCCCCGCCAUCACGCGCUCCUCCAAAGUGGACUUUGAGCUGCUGUCGGAGAACCUGGUGCAGCUGGAGAGACGCUGCAAAGCAUCAUGGGACAGCCUGAAGAUGGUAACCAAACACGAGAUGAAGGCGGUGCUGAAGAACAAGCUGACGGAGUUCCUGAAGGACUGCACGCAGAGGAUCAUCAUCCUCAAGGUGGUCCACAGGAGGGUCAUCAACAGGUUCCACUCCUUCCUGCUGUUCCUGGGUCAGCCGUCCUCCUCAGUGAGGGACAUCCGAGUGACCAGUUUCUGUCGGAUCAUCAGUGAGUUCUCUCUGGAGUACCGGACCACCAGAGAACGAGUCCUGACCCUCAAACAGAAACGAGCCGCUCACAGAGAGAGGACCAAGACCAGGGGCAAGAUGAUCACUGAGACAGAGAAGUUUUCGGGGGCGGUGCCCGAUGAGGAUGGCUCCUCCCCCAUCUCUGCAGAGGCGGAGCCCGGUCAGGAGGAGGAGCAUGAGAACAUGAAGAACCUGCUGAUCAGCACCAACAGUGGUCUGACUGUGGACCAUAGAGGCCCGAGGCGCUCUAGAGCCGUCCGCAGUCUCGGCAGGGUGAGUCCGUCUCAGAUGUUUGGAGCCAAAGAAGACGAGACCGCCUCCCAGGACGACGCCACGGACGAGAUCAUGGACCGACUGGUGAAGUCCGUCACCCAGAAUCCCUCAGAGACACCGUCCAGCCCCAAGACCCGCAAGCGGUCCCGCCUGAACCGGAAGUCAAUGAGGAGGACUCUGAAGAGCGGGCUCAGUCUGGACAUGGUUCAGGCUUUAGGACUCAACAGCAAGACAGCAGACCAGGUCUGAUCCCAGACCAGCUGAGAGACCCGGGUCUCCUUCAGGAGGGCCAUCACUAUUCAUUAUGUGUUUAUUAACAUAUUUCAGACUCAGUUGAGUUCAUGUUUCUUAAGCUAAAGCGACAUUCAGCUCUGAGACGACUCCCAGGAAACUAAAAACAACAACAACAAGAAAAGUUUUCUAUUUUCUACUUAACCAACGACAAUCAGUCCAGUCUACACAGACACACUCACAGACACACAUGCAUGCACUUACAUACACACACCUAGUGUGUGUGUGUGUGUGUGUGUCACUAAUGUUUUAUUAUCUAAUAUGAUCACAGAUUGCAGAAGUUAUUUUUUCUGUACUGUCAAUUUUCUGCACUUUGAAGUUUUUCUCCUAAUUUCACUUAGUGUGACUAACUGACUUCAGGUCAGUUAGUCACACUAAGUGAAAUCAGGUCAGUUAUUCACAUUAACUGACUUCAGGUCAGUUAUUCACACUAACUGACUUCAGGUCAGUUAGUCACAUUAACUGACUUCAGGUCAGUUAGUCACAUUAACUGACUUCAGGUCAGUUAGUGUGACUAACUGACUUCAGGUCAGUUAUUCACACUAACUGACUUCAGGUCAGUUAGUCACAUUAACUGACUUCAGGUCAGUUAUUCACAUUAACUGACUUCAGGUCAGUUAGUGUGACUAACUGACUUCAGGUCAGUUAUUCACACUAACUGACUUCAGGUCAGUUAGUCACAUUAACUGACUUCAGGUCAGUUAGUCACAUUAACUGACUUCAGGUCAGUUAUUCACACUAACUGACUUCAGGUCAGUUUGUGUUUCAGUUUUAAGUUAAAGAUGGAAAUUUAACGAAAGAUGACAUGAAAAAUUGAAUGUUAUAAUUAACUUGGUAUAAUUAAUAAAGGUUUUUCAAGGAGUUGGUUUGUAAUUAUUGAUCUUUAUUUAAUGAUGCGUCACAAUGUUCACGAUUAAUAAAAAAACGCCUGAAAGAA
Molecule: messenger RNA, 5212 nt
Organism: Cyclopterus lumpus (lumpfish)
Lineage: Eukaryota; Metazoa; Chordata; Actinopteri; Perciformes; Cyclopteridae
Gene: fhod1
Product: formin homology 2 domain containing 1
Exons: 28
Coding region: 109-4233 (1374 amino acids)
Biological process (GO): actin filament network formation; cortical actin cytoskeleton organization
Cellular component (GO): cytoskeleton; cytoplasm
Molecular function (GO): actin filament binding
Source: RefSeq, a predicted model, not a curated record